Molecule: messenger RNA, 2060 nt
Organism: Plutella xylostella (diamondback moth)
Lineage: Eukaryota; Metazoa; Arthropoda; Insecta; Lepidoptera; Plutellidae
Gene: SCOT
Product: Succinyl-CoA:3-ketoacid CoA transferase
Biological process (GO): ketone body catabolic process
Cellular component (GO): mitochondrion
Molecular function (GO): succinyl-CoA:3-oxo-acid CoA-transferase activity
Source: RefSeq, a predicted model, not a curated record
CAUUAUCAUACCUACCCACUACACAAAUAACCAGAUUGUUUCUACGCAAUGCUUAUCAUUUCUUAGCCGGAUAUUUAACAAACAACACGCCGAUUGUUGUCUUUUUUAUAAAAGUGAAUUAAGUAGUUAUUCGUGCACGUAAUACCUACCUGCAGUGGGCUAGUAGUCUUCUGGAGUAAAACUGGAAUAAAGUUUGUUGAAGAAAGAAUGGCUGCAAAACAUUUAUGGAGCAUUUUUGUGCUGAAGCCAAGUGUGAGCGGCAGGACUGGCUUUCAUUUAAACAAGAUUGUCUCCUGUGCUAGCUACAGCACUAGGAGCAAAAAUAACAAGGUUUACGACAACAUCAAUGAUGCAGUUUCGGAUAUCAAAGAUGGUUCAACUCUGCUUGUUGGUGGGUUUGGUCUGUGCGGCAUCCCAGAGAAUCUAAUUGUAGCUGUUAACAAGAAAAGUGUUAAAAACCUUACUGUGGUUUCUAAUAAUGCAGGAAUUGAGAACUUUGGACUGGGUGUGUUGCUUAAGAGCAGGCAGGUGAAGAGAAUGAUCUCUUCAUAUGUUGGAGAAAAUGCAGAAUUUGAAAAGCAAUUUCUUACUGGUGAGCUGGAGGUGGAGCUAACUCCUCAAGGCACUCUUGCUGAGAGGAUCCGGGCUGGAGGCGCGGGGAUCCCCGCCUUCUUCACUCCCACUGGCUUCGGAACCUUAGUUCACGAAGGUGGAUCACCCAUUAAAUAUGCUGAAGGUGGAAAGAUUGCUAUUGCCAGCUCCCCACGGCUCGUGCAACAGUUCAAUGGCAAGGACUACAUCAUGGAGGAAGCCAUCACCGGCGACUUCGCACUAGUCAAAGCGUGGAAGGCGGACCGACACGGCAAUCUAUUGUUCAGAAAGAGCGCUAGAAACUUCAACCCAGCCAUGUGUAAAGCCGCCAAAAUCACAAUAGCUGAAGUGGAAGAAAUUGUUGACGAAAUAGACCCAGAUUACGUUCAUGUCCCGUCAAUCUAUGUGCAUAGAGUAAUCAAAGGCGAAAAAUAUGAGAAGAGGAUAGAGCGCGUAACAGUGACUAAGCCAAAAAGCGAUAAAGGAAAGAAGCCUGCAGAUGAAAUGAGGGAAAAGAUUAUCAGACGGGCCGCUUUGGAAUUCAAAGAUGGAAUGUAUGCUAACCUGGGAAUAGGUAUGCCGAUGCUGGCCAGUAACUACAUUCCGAGUAACGUGAAGAUACAGCUACAGUCUGAGAACGGGAUCCUCGGGCUGGGCCCCUUCCCCACCGAGGAGAAUGUCGACGCCGAUCUUAUCAAUGCUGGGAAAGAGACCGUCACUGUGUUGCCUGGCUCCUCGUUCUUCUCGUCGGACGACAGCUUCGCGAUGAUCCGCGGCGGCCACGUGGACCUCACGGUGCUCGGCGCCAUGCAGGUGUCCCAGUACGGCGACCUGGCCAACUGGAUGAUUCCUGGCAAGAUGGUGAAAGGCAUGGGCGGCGCCAUGGACCUGGUCUCCGCCCCCCGCACCAAGGUGGUGGUGACCAUGGAGCACUCGGCGCGCGGCGGCACCCACAAGAUAGUGCCGCAGUGCACGCUGCCGCUUACAGGGAAGAGCUGCGUCGACAUGAUCAUUACUGAGAAGUGUGUCUUCGAGGUAGACCCAGAAAAGGGACUGACACUAACAGAGCUGGCAGAGGGCGUCACCAUCGAAGAUGUCAUCGUGAGCACCGGAUGUGAGUUCAACGUCGCACCGGAAGUCAAGCCCAUGGGUGACGUCACUAAGCUCGAAAAGGACUAGAGUGUAAUGAAUGCGAAUGUAAAUAUGAUGCAUUUAUGCGGUACUUAAUUGUUAUUAUUAGCGUUCGUUAAGCUGAAUAGUUAAAUGUUGUCACAAUCUGAAUUUAUAAUUUUAAGUAUAUUACUCAUACUCAAUUUGUAAUGUUAAGUUUAAAAAUAACUCAUAAAAUUAUUAUUUUCAUACUCAAUUUUACAACGAUAUUGUUAUAAGGAAGUAUAUUAUAAAUAAUGUAUAUUUUUGCUGUUAUAAUACUUAAACUAGUUAUGAAUAUAAUAUUAUUUGCAGUUAAA